Messenger RNA from Scaptodrosophila lebanonensis, 1093 nucleotides. RefSeq lists its product as uncharacterized. Lineage: Eukaryota; Metazoa; Arthropoda; Insecta; Diptera; Drosophilidae. The record is from RefSeq and is a predicted model, not a curated record. The coding region runs from base 30 to 1082 and encodes 350 amino acids. The transcript has a single exon.
GUAGUGCAAAUUCUGGACAUGCAGCAAUAAUGGACGCCUUCAUAAGGGAGCUGAGUCUUAGUCCCAGUACAAGCAUUGAUCAAGUGGCCCCCCACUGCGCAAAGCUGCUAAGCUGGCUCCAGGAAUGUCAUCAACAAAUGGAAACACACAAAGACGUCCUAAAACUCAGCUACAGGGACAUCGAGAGCAUGUUAAAGGCCGCACUGUAUGUGUUUGAGUGUCAUAAGCUAUUAGGCGAUAAGCUGGUAGGGGCAGUGGAGGAACUCAUUCAACAAAUUCAUGCGGACUCGCAUAAAAUUGUGCUGCGAUUUUGUGACACAUUCUUAUCAAGUCGUGAGCAAGUCAUCCAACAGCUAUGCUACAGAAUUUUGGGGACAGUUGAUGGGCAUACGCAUGCGCCAAUGCUGCAUUACAUGCACAAGGCUUUUGCUGAUGUGCAGCCGGAGUGGAAGAUCAUAAGCACUUUGGACUGGAAACAACCUGAAAAUGAAACGGAACCAUUGACAUUGGCAUUGCAAAGACAGUACACGCUAAUGCAUCGUUUUGUAAAUCGAAUCUUUAGCCUGCCGACGCUGGUAGAGAUUGAGGUGGCGUUGCAUCGCGCUAUGGCAUGUAUGGGCUUUGGGACAUGGCUGCAAAUGUUUCGCGAGUCCACGAAGAGCGUCUUGUAUAACCGUUGCUGCGUACUGCGCCAUAUGAUCUGUGAUAUACUUGAUAAGGGAACAGAACCGCUCUGUUCCACUUUCGUGCACAACAUUUACCUUUACGUUGCGGAUGGUACUGAGAUGGAGUUGCAGAAAUUCUGGAACGGAUUAUACAGUGAUCGCUUUGCCAGCAGUCUUACUCGGUUUUUCUAUAAUUACUGGUCUCGUCAUUUGGAGCAUGUCGAUUUAAACGAAUUGAAAUUGACAAAUGGAAAGACGAAACCUGUACUGCCCCUGGAUCAGGUUCUUUACGUUACACAUUUGAUGCUGGAUUCAAGCUCUCCAUGUCGCAAUCAAUUUUAUGGUGAGCUUCGCACGCUUAAACAGUCUAUUGAUUUACACUAUUUACUCAAUAAAGUUGCAUUCGUUUAUACCUAAUUUUAACUAUU